Messenger RNA from Juglans regia (Persian walnut), 501 nucleotides. Its product is annotated as probable leucine-rich repeat receptor-like protein kinase IMK3. Bases 1 to 501 code for a protein of 166 amino acids. Gene Ontology annotation, biological process: protein phosphorylation. Gene Ontology annotation, molecular function: ATP binding; protein kinase activity. Lineage: Eukaryota; Viridiplantae; Streptophyta; Magnoliopsida; Fagales; Juglandaceae. The transcript has 2 exons. The record is from RefSeq and is a predicted model, not a curated record.
AUGUGCCCUAAACCCAAACACUUAAAGCAUUUAAUAUCUCUAUUUCAUGAAAAUCUCCAUAUAGGAUUUCAGAAGCACACAAUCCAUGGUAACCUCAAGUCAAAAAACAUACUUUUGGAUCGUAAUUACCAUCCUUACAUCUCUGACUUCAGCCCUCAUCUUCUGUUGUAUGCUACUGCUAGCCAAGAAAUGCUUGAAGCAGCUGAGAGUUACAAGGCUCUAGAGCUUAUCAAAGUGAAAGAUGCGAGCAAAGAGACUGAUAUAUACAGCCUUGGGGUGAUCUUACUUGAACUAAUUUCAGGGAUAGAGCCUAUCAAUGAGAACCCAACUCCAGAGAUUAAGAAACUAUCAAUCCCUCAGUACAGUAAGAAGAUGUUAAGGGAUGUUCUUGCAGAGAUAAUCAUCACUAAUGAGAUGCCUUUUACCACGGUUGACAAGGCAUGCUUCUACAAAUUUGUGCAUACUUUAGAGCCACGAUUUCCCAUGCCAAGGAGAAGGUAG